Messenger RNA from Mytilinidion resinicola, 1492 nucleotides. RefSeq lists its product as uncharacterized. Gene Ontology annotation, cellular component: membrane; G protein-coupled receptor homodimeric complex. Lineage: Eukaryota; Fungi; Ascomycota; Dothideomycetes; Mytilinidiales; Mytilinidiaceae. Gene Ontology annotation, biological process: G protein-coupled receptor signaling pathway. Gene Ontology annotation, molecular function: pheromone binding; mating-type factor pheromone receptor activity. The coding region runs from base 31 to 1080 and encodes 349 amino acids. The transcript has 2 exons. The record is from RefSeq and is a predicted model, not a curated record.
AACCCCUGGAAUCAAAACUUCACGCUCUACAUGACGGAUGGCAGCAAAUUCGAAGUCGGCAUGAGCGAUCUGGAUUACUACAGGACAUACGCCAUCAGGAUCUGCAUCAACUUCGCUUCUCAGGUCGGAGCCUCUCUCAUGCUGUUGAUAGUACUUUUCGUGCUCACCAGACGCGAGAAGCGGGCCGCUCCCGUCUUCGUCCUCAACGCUUCCUGCUUGCUGGUCAACUCCAUUCGUUCGAUCCUGCAAUGCCUCUACUUCACCGGCCCCUUCUACAGCCCUUAUACGUAUUUCUCUGGCGAUUACUCGCGGGUUCCAAAGAGCGAGAUAGGAGUUUCCAUCUCGGCAAACACUCUUACGCUGAUCCUGGUCAUGCUCGUUAUGACGUCCUUGGUGCUCCAGGUCCGAGUGAUGCUCAUCACAGCAUCCAAGAUCCAACGUUUCUGGACGAUGGUCAUCACGACCUCAGUAGCCCUCCUUACUAUCGCCUUCCGCUUCGCCUUGGUCGUUCUCAGCAACGAAACCAUCAUGAACAUCGAAGGUUUCUACGAUAUGCAGUGGUUCUUGAACGCAACCUACAUCACACAGGCCGUGUCCAUCUGGUUCUUCUGCGUCAUCUUCGUCGUCAAGCUCGGCUUCGCCCUCUCUCAGCGCAAGAAGCUCGGAAUCCAGCAACUAGGACCUAUGCAAAUCAUCUUCAUCAUGGGCUGCCAGACGAUGAUCGUACCAGCCAUCUUCACCGCUCUCAACUACGCCUACUCCGUGCUUGAGUUUGCGUCGCAGACCCUCACCAUCGUCUGCCUCUUCCUCCCCCUCUCCGCCAUUUGGGCCGGCACCGCCGUCGACGACCGCAGAAUCGCUGUCCGCGGCCCAGACGCGCACCGCAAGCUCCUAGGUGCCUUCGGCAAGACCAUAAACACCGGCAGCGCAAACACAGCCUCGACGUCCAACACCUCCCACUCUCACACCCGAACACCCUUGGAAAGCCCCACGUCGAUCUACAAGUCGUCUGAGAAGAACCAGCACGACAUCCGCGUUGAGACGGCCUUCGAUGUCGCACGCGACGGCGACAUGGUCUGAGCGCCCCGAGAAGACCAUCGUUUAUCGACGGAAGUUAGGUGUCACAUAUUGGGGGCUUGCGGCUUCGGUGUUAUAUAUGGGGAGAUUGAGGAUCGAUGGCUUCGAGAAAGCAUCAGGUGUGCAUGUGGGAGUAAAGAAGCGAUGGUUUGCAUUCUGCAUGCCACUCAUUGGGCGCUCAUUUCGGGAUUACUUACAAUCUUUUACAUACUUUUCUUCUUCCUCUCUCACGAGACUACUCUUUUUCUUUCAUGUCCAGCUGGGAAUACACUUAGCUUAGUAAUUCGUGCCGGAGCAGUUUGGCUGAUUUUGAGGGGUGGGCCUCUUCAAUGCUUGCUGUGGUUGGCACGCAUUAUAUAUAUGUAGCAGUAGCUUUAGAUAAGCGGCUGAUUAGGUCCAUAUGGAUGUUCACUGC